GUUCAUUUGCAGCGCAGCUCUCGGUCUCUCUGCAUUCAUACCUUCAGUCUGGAGAUGGAGAAGAAAAGCAGCUCCAGCAGGAGGACUCUGAAGAGCUUGUUUUCUCGGAGUGAAGUGAAUCUGUCGGAGCACGAGCCCAAGACUGACAGCAAUGGAGGAUCUUUUAGACUCUUCAAGUGGAAGAAGAAGAAGAAAAGCGAGAGCUCAGAGGACAAUCCAAACACUGACAGAGCUGAAUCUGCUGACGGAGACAUUCAGGAUGGAGAAGAGCAGAAUAAACACAAGACGGCUCUGUUCGGCAGGUCAAAGAAGGGGAAGCGGAGCUACUCUGAGACAGACCUUCAUAAACCCAAGGGCUUUAUUGGAUCCCUGACCUGGGGGAGGAAGAAGAAGCAAAACAGAGAUCGGGUUCAGGAUCUUACCAGCAAUAGUGACAUUUCAGGAGUGAAAGAUCACAUCAGUGAACAGGAAGAAUUUGACAACCAUAAAGAAACAGAACAAAUCCAGGCUUGUGUUGAGGCAGUGAGGUCUGCACCAGAACCUCCCUGUGCUUCUGACCAAUCCCAGUCCCAGCAUGUGCUGAGCGACCAGUCUACACUCAGUGAAGAAGAUGCAGGGUUCAUGCCUACAGCUCAGGAGAGUAAAGCAAUACCAUACAUCGACUCUUCUGAUAGUGAUGCUUACCAAACCCCCCCUGAUAGCCCAAACAUCUCAUCUGAUGCCCAAGCUCAACCCGAUACCCAAUAUGGAAAACUAUCUGCUCAGAAUUCCAUCACUUCUGAGACUUCAGAGUAUUACAUCUGUCCUGGUACUGAUAUGAAAACUGCAGCAUGUACUGAUACAUCUACAGCCCGUAUUUCACAUGACAAUGUUGUUUCUCAGAAAAGGUCACACCUGGAACACGGAGAAUACAGUAAUGCAGCAUCUCUUACACAGGAGAGUUACAUCUCCAGACCUGAGAGCACAGACUCUUCCAUUCAUGAGAGUUCCUCUUUGUUCAUACCCAAAAGUCCUGUCUUUUCCAUCCCUGAGAGUUCAUUCUCUUCUGAUCCCCAAAAUCCCACUGCUUCCAUCCCUCAGGUUUCCUCCUCUUCUGAUCCACAAUUGUCCACCUCUUCAAUUCCUGAGAGUUCCUUCUCUUCUGGUCCCCAAAUAUCCACCUCAUCCAUCCCACAGAGUACCUCCACUUCUGUUCCCCAAAUUUCCACCUCUUCUAUCCCCCAAAGUGCCUCUACUUCUGUUUCUCAAAUUUCUACAUCUUCAGUCCCUGACAGUUCUUCAGUGUCUGUUCCCCAAAUUUUCAUAUCUUCAGUCCCUCAGAGUUCCUCCUCUUCUGAUCCCCAAAUUUCCACCUCUUUAAUCCCCGAGUUUUCCUCCUCUUCUGAUCCCCAAAUAUUCACCUCAUCUAUCCUACAGAGUACCUCCACUUCUGUGCCCCAAAUUUCCACCUCUUCCAUCCCUCAGAGUUCCUCCUCUUCUGUUCCCCAAAUUUCCACCUCUUCCAUUCAUCAGAGUUCCCCCACUUCUGUUCCUCAAAUGUCCACCUCUUCCAUCCCUCAGGGUUCCUCCUCUUCUGUUCCCCAAAUUUCCACCUCUUCCAUCCCUCAGAGUUCCUCCUCUUCUGUUCCCCAAAUUUCCACCUCUUCCAUCCCUCAGAGUUCCCCCACUUCUGUUCCUCAAAUAUCCACCUCUUCCAUCCCUCAGGGUUCCUCCUCUUCUGUUCCCCAAAUAUCCAUCUCUUCCAUCCCUCAGAGUUCCACCAAUUCUGUUCCCCAUAGUUCCACUCCAUUAGUCCAUGAAAGUUCCUCUUCUUACAUCCCUCAAAGUUCCACCUCUACCAUGCAUGAUAGUUUCAACUCAGACAGUACCAUGACCCAGAGUUUCAGCACAAACACAAAUUCUGCUUUUAACCUUCCUGAAGACUCCUUCAGUCAUCCAGCUGACACCAUAUCAUAUGAAGAUUCUCAUACCACCUCUGCAAAUGUCAGAAACAAGUCUUUCAUUGACAGUAAUGUAAUCAACUCUGACCCAUCCAGUCCCACUACAGACAUCUGUGAAUCAGACCAUGUGUCCUCAAAGCCAUAUGUGAUUGUGUCCAGCACUCUGUGCUCCUCCAGAAUAAAAGGAAACCGAAUAAAAACUGAUAGAAAACCAUCUUCCUCCAAUACCAAUGUUUCUGAAAGUGAUGUUACUGUACAUUCCACAGCUGAUUCAGGUUCACGAGAAGAAACUCCCCCUGAGAGUAGUUGUGUGACCAUUUCAAAGGAAUCUCAUGCAACAGAUAAUUAUUCUUCUUUAGCAUAUGCCACUGACUCAGAGAAACACAACCCUGCUCAACCUGUCCUUCCUGAGAAUGAGUCGAAUAUACCUUUAUCUCCAUCAGCUCGAGCAUACACUAUCAUUAAGUCAACCAAAGUAGUCACCUUUGACCUUUCAGGUCCCUCAGACCACAUCAGCUUUGACCAUUCCCACAGAUCUCUCUCUAACAAUGAGCCUGAUUCAGAUGUGGAAACCCUGACCGAAAUAUUAGACCAUGAGGGUCAGGACAAUAACCAAACUGAUACUGACAGCUCUGCAAAAGCAUCCUCAGGUUUUCCAAACCAUACCAUCCCUAGCAUGUCUUUGACAUCUUAUCCUCCCCUUCAUUUAGAUGUUUCAGACCAGAUGUUCAGCUCUCAGUCCUUAAAGGCAAAGACUGAGAAACAACAGAAAACAUCCAGAGCAUGUGAAGAUCAAGAGAAAUGUCUUCAAGAUGCAUCCAUCACUGAAGACACAAAACUUCAGAAGGUUUCGGAAGAAUGUGGAAUGCUUAAAAAGAAGGAAGAUGACGUGCUCAUAGAAACUGAGAAACAACAGAAAACAUUCAGAGCAUGUGAAGAUCAAGAGGAAUAUCCUCAACAUGCAUCAACUCAAAGUUUGGAUCCUGUUGAUCGAAUAAAUCAGAAUAAAUCCAAUGCAGAAAUAACGGAAGCCACAACACUUCAUAAGGCUUUGGAAAAGGUUGCAAUGGUCGAAGAGAAGAGAGAUGAAUUAUACACUAAGAUGGAGAAACAACAGAAAACAUUCAGAGCAUAUGAAGAUCAAGAGGGAUAUCUCCAAGAUGCAUCAACUCAAAGAUUUACUGAGAAGUCUAUUGGUGAGAGUGAAACCAAUGCGGAAAGGAUGACCACUACAGAUGAUGCAACAUCCGUCACUGAAGACACAAAACUUCAGAAGGUUUCGGAAGAAUUUGCAAUGGUUAAAAAGAAGGAAGAUGACGUGCUCAUGGAAACUGAGAAACAACAGAAAACAUUCAGAGCAUAUAAAGACCAUGAGGAGCAUCUUAAAGAUAUAUCAGCUCAUAGAUUUAUUGAGAAGUCUGUUGAUCAAGAUAAAUCCAACGCAGAAAUCAAAGUAUCCACAAAACUUCACAAGGCUUUGGAAAAGUUUGCAAUGGUCGAAAAGCAGAGGGAUGAUUUGCAUGAAGAGACUGAGAAACAACAGAAAACAUCCAGAACAUAUGAAGACCGAGAAGCAUGUCUUCAAGAUGCAUCAACUCAAAGAUUUAUUGAGAAGUCUGUUGAUCAGAAUGAAUCCAAUGCAGAAAUCACGGAAGCCACGAAACCUCACAAGGCUUUGGAAAAGGUUGCAAUGGUCGAAAAGAAGACUGAUGAAUUGCACAUGGGGACCGAGCAACUGAAAACAUCCAGAGCAUAUGAAGACCGAGAGGAAUAUGCUCAAGAUGCAUCAACUCAAAGAUUGGAAUCUAUUGAUCAAAUAAAUCAAAAUAAAUCCAAUGCAGAGAGGACGACAACUAGAAAUGAUGCAAUAUCCAUUCUAGACAACGAAUUAAACCAAAUCAUCGAAGCCACAAAACUUCACAAGGCUUCAGAAGAUUCUCCAAUGCUCAAAAAGAUGAGCAAUGAAUCGCACAUGGACCAAAUCUCAUCCGCAGUGGAAACAGAGGCAUGCAGAGGAGCUGGAGUGUUGACAGGUCAAGCAGAGCCUCAGAUUCCCAGUCUUUCCACACCGAAACCAGCAAUACCAGUCCAUCAAGAACAUGUGCCUGAAGAAUGCACUCCAGCCCCUCCCUUCUCAGAGCUGCUCAAGGUGUCACUUACAGAUUCAAGCAUGCAAUCACAAAGUCACCUGGAGAAUCUGCCACUCCCAUUGGGUUUGCACCAGUAUAACACAGAGAUAACAAUCCUGGAGGACACGGCAGGGUGCAAACACCACUCGAGCACUGAUAAGAACACACAUGGUGGCUAUAUAGACACACUAUCAAGAACACUAGGUAGUGAAAGUCAAGAUUGCAGCAUUGAGGAGCUCUCCGGUGCUUAUAGUACAAAGCAGACCUUCACACACUCCAAUGACAGUAAACAGGAGGAGGUAAAGGCGGACGGAGAUACAAUCUCUCUUUGGAAUCAGAUCAGUGAAAGCACAUCAGAUACAGAGAGAAAGGAAGAGACUGAUGAUUUGGCUGAUCAAACAGCUUCUGACUGUUUAACACCAGGUGAAAGGAUCGUUCAUGCAACUGUUCCCAGUACAGUGAUUGAGCAUAAUCAAGUAUUGAAUACAGUCAUGAACUCUGGAGUCUCGGUGUUAAACACGAAACUUAAUCCACCGUCGUCACCUCGAGACGGCAGAGACGAUGGUGUGGUUUUCCGGAAAGUUUCUCUGGUUAAAAAUGAGCUUCCAGAGCCCAGCAGAGCCAGUCCUGAGCUGCAGAGACGCUUCCAAGCCCUCCAGGACAAAACCGAGCGUUCAGAUUACACCCACAGCUAUGAAAAAGCAGUCUACACCUCUCAUUUCCACUCUCCGGAGACUGAAGUUACACAUUACAGUGGCGGGAGGGGCCGGGAGGAGCUUAGUUUACCUGGAGAACGACUGCAGAUCAUACCAACACACUCUCAGUUAGAUCCAGAGCCUGCUCUGUUCAUCGUGGAGGCUGAUGAUUCUGAAGUUUUCCAGGCGAUGAGGGUAGAGCUGCAUCAUUCACCAACCUCUACUGAACCUCCAUUGCUCAACUCAGAAAUGGAUAAUCUAGUGGAUACUCUGAAGAGUAUGGAUCGACCGCUACGCCAGAGAGUUCAGCGCGCGCCAUCUAACGCUCCAUUCUCUUCCCUGCCGCCUAUAGAAGAAGAUGCUCCUGUUUCCCCCUCUAUCACUCCUUUAUCUCCUCCAUUCUCACCUGUUCAUGAGCCCAAAUCCAUGCUAAACGGAAGCUCUGGGCUUGAUUUUGGCUUUAAUUGGAGCUCUACUAAGGAUAUGCGCUCUCCAUUGACUAUGAUGAAGGAGCAACAGUUCGGAGAUGCACAGAAUCGUGGGCUUUCUCUUCCCCUUCGUGCUUCGGCUCUGAGUAGUAUUGUAAUGCGCAGGAGUUCACUGAAUGAUCUCAGUCCUGAAGACGGCUCUGCUAAACCGCUAAUAAACGGCGCUAGCUCCUCCUCACGGCUAGAAAACAGCUUCUUUUUUCAGCCAUCAGAGAACGGUGCUUCGAGUCGCUCCAUUUUCCGUGCAGCAUCUCUCCCUGACAUCGGUUCUGGUGCAGAUCGGAUCAGCUCCGCUGCUAAGAGCACCGAUUCUCUGGUUGGAUCUCGAUUUGAACGCUUCUCGUAUCUCACGUCUCCAUCGAACUCUCUGAGCGGGAUUGCUGAAGCUUCUAGAAUCAGUGUUGCUCCGUUUGCACAGAGCCAGUCGGCGGAGAGCCAAAGCUUCAGUCAUAAGUCCACAUCUGAGCUGUAUCGCUCUCUGCCGUCUGAAACGCUCCUCAAGAGUCCUCCGUCUCUGAGUAUCCAGCGCAGCAGCAGUCUCGACGGAGGGUUUUUAAUUAACGACAACUUACAAGUCAACCAGAAGCCGGAGCCGGAGCCAGAGAGGAACUUACUGCUCAAAUACAGAGCCUUCCCUGAUGCCUAUCUGACGAAAGAGAAGGAGCACGGCAAGCUGAAUCCCCGACCCGGAAAGAUGAUCAUCUACGAUAAGCCUGGAUUCACGGGUGAGCGCAUCGAGGUGCGUGGAGAUGUUGUGGACGCCACGCCAUGGGAGUUUACUGACACUAUAUCAGUACGAGUUAUUAGAGGAGGUUGGGUGUUUUAUGAGAAGCCUGAUUUUAAAGGGGAGAAGAUCGCUCUGGAUGAGGGCGAGAUGGAGCUGACGGACCCUUUCAGACCAGCAGAAGAAGAAGAAGAGGCUGACCUGCAGAAUGGAGGAGAGAGCCAUGGGGAGAUAGUGAAUGAUGGAGAAGAGCAGCAGGAAAACAAACCGCACAGGACGAGGAAGUUCAGCAUCGGGUCCAUCCGGCGAGCAGUGCGGGAUUACAGCGUCCCUGAAAUCAGCCUCUUCCCUGAGGAGAAUGCAGAGGGCAAGAAAGUGACGUUCAGAGACACAUCAGAGGAUGCCAGAAUAUUCGGCUUCCCCAUCAAAGCAAACUCCAUCAUCAUCAAUGCUGGAUUGUGGCUAGUGUUUGCCGAACCCUUUUUCCAGGGUGUCCCGAGGGUCCUGGAAGUAGGUGGAUUCCCCAGCCCGUCCGCCUGGGGCGUCACACACCCAUAUGUGGGCUCGCUGCACCCGCUGAAAAUAGGGGAGCCCAGAGUAGAAAACCUGUAUGAGCCCAGACUGGUGCUGUACGAGAAGCCGUAUUUCACAGGUAAAAGCCGAGAGAUUUACAGCAGCAUGAGGGACUUUCUGUCACGAGCGGACAAACAGCAGACGCUCUUCAUGUUCAGCGCAGGAUCCCUCAAAGUCACUGGAGGAUGUUGGGUGGGUUAUGAGAAGGAGGGUUUCCGUGGUAACCAGUAUCUGCUAGAGGAGGGCGAGUAUCAUGAUUGGCGGGUGUGGGGCGGAGUCAACUCUGAGCUGCGCUCCGUCAGAGUCAUUCAGUCGGAUCUCUCAGAGCCGCAGCUGGUGCUGUUUGCGAUGCCGGAGCAGGAGUCUGAGCAGGACGAGGAGCGCACGUUUGAUGUGACGGAGGCGGUAGCCGAUGUGGAGCUGUUCGGUUUUGGCAUCAACACUCGCUCUAUCCAAGUGCUGAGCGGAGCGUGGGUGGCGUACUCUCAUGUAGACUUCUCAGGGAACCAGUAUGUGCUGGAGAAAGGCUUCUAUAAUAACUGUGGAGACUGGGGCUCUGGAGACAACCGCAUCUGCUCCCUACAGCCCAUCCUCACGGCCCCCAGUGAUGGACCCAUUCUCAGAAAUGAGGUGCUGCUGUACUCAGAGCCGGAUUUCCUCGGCUCGUGUCGGGUUUGCCAUCAUAACCAGGACGCUUUGCCGGAGAGUCUGAUGGUGAGGUCCUGCAGGGUGGUCGGAGGAAGCUGGGUGCUGUACGGAGAAGAGAAGUUCAGCGGCAGCAUGUAUGUUUUAUCAGAAGGAGAUUAUCCUAACCUGAGCAGCAUGGGUUUACCAGCAGACAGCAGAGUCCGCUCCGUUAGAGCUGUUCCUGUGUCGUUCUGUGUGCCAUCGGUUUCCCUUUUCGGUCUGGAGUGUUUCGAGGGCCGUGAAGUCACCAUCGACACACAGAUCUCCAGCAUGCAGGAGGAGGGCUUCAACACUCAGUUCCUCUCCGUCAGGGUCAACACCGGAUGCUGGGUGUUGUGUGAGCACAGUAACUACAGGGGGCGCCAGUUCCUCCUGGAGCCCAUCGAGAUCACAAACUGGCUCAAAUUCAGCUCCAUGUCCUGCAUCGGCUCUCUGUAUCCUGUCAGACAGAAGCAGAGGCCGUUCCGUAUCAGGAAUAAGCAGACGGGGCAUUGUGUCUCCGUGCAGGGCGGUGUGGAGGACAUGAAGACGGGUCGAGUUCUGGUGUCAGAGCAGGUGGAGGGCAUGAGUGAUAUCUGGCUCUAUCAGGACGGACUCAUCAAGAACAAGCUGGCGAGGAGCAUGAGUCUGCAGGUUAUGGGUAAUGUGGAGUCUGGAGCGAAGGUUGUGUUGUGGACGGAGACGCGUGUGCCGGUGCAGACGUGGAGCGCUCAGAUGAGCGGAGCCAUCGCCAGCCUCACCUUCCCUGGGAUGGUGCUCGACAUCAAAGGUGGCAAAACAUACGACAAGGAGCAUUUAGUGAUCCGCGAGGAGAACGAGGAGCAGCCCAGCCAACAGUGGGAGCUGGAAUUUGUUUAGCCCCGCCCCCUCUUCACAUUAGCCCCGCCUUCAUCCACUGUGACUCUGCCCACUGCCUGUCCGGCUCAGUCAGUCGGAGGACGCUGUGUACAGUAGACAAAAGUGUUCCUCACCACCCUUGUGUCUUAUUUCCACAUCAUCUGAAUGAUGAACAUCACCUGCGGAGGGUGUUAUGACCUCCACACACCUGGAGGAAACCUUGUGCACGAGGAGAUUUCUGCGUUUGAACAGUGCUUUCUCAGAUAUAAUAUAUCAGUCCAAGCCUUAUCUUAUUUCUGUCUGUUUACACACUAAUGUUGUGUUUCACACAUAUCCGGGGUGUAUUAUGGGAUGUGUGCUGGAAUAUCAGUGUGUGCAUCAGUUUAUAGUGAGUGUGUGUGUGUGUGUGUGUGUGUGUGUGUGUGUGUGUGUGUGUGUGUGUGUGUGUGUGUGUGAGUGUGAGUGUGUGUGUGUGUGUGUGUGUGUGUGUGUGUGUGUGUGUGUGUGUGUGUGUGUGUGUGUGUGUGAGAGAGAGCCUCUAUAAUAUUGCCAUGUUUUUUGACAUCUUUAUUAUGUAUAAAUGAUUAUUUUCAGAGUGUGAAAGAUUCUAUACCUGGGAGUGGCUUUAAUUUUAUAAUAAAAGCAAACAAAUGAAAUCAU
Molecule: messenger RNA, 8733 nt
Organism: Danio rerio (zebrafish)
Lineage: Eukaryota; Metazoa; Chordata; Actinopteri; Cypriniformes; Danionidae
Source: RefSeq, a predicted model, not a curated record